CACUUCGGAUUAAACCGCUCACGGAGGAAGAUGUAGCAAAGCUCCCAUCAAGAUUUCAACGUCAGGUUAUAACAACCUCACCAUUCGCGUCAAAUCAGAUCAUUGUUGAAGCCGAGAAACAUCCAGUCUUUCAGUUCGAUUUCGUAUUCGGACCUGAAUCCACGCAACAAGAAAUAUAUGAUAAUAUCGCUGUUGAAAGUUUAAUAGAAAAUUUUCUAGAGGGAUUUAAUGUCACAAUCCUGGCGUAUGGUCAGACCUCGUCAGGAAAGACAUUUACCAUGGGCACUGCAGAUAACGAUCUAAUUCCAUCCAACCAAAAGGGAAUAAUUCCAAGAGCAAUGUCCACAUUGUUUUCUCUAAUGAAUACCAAGAAAUAUCAUUCCCAAAAAUUCACGAUGAAUGUUUCAUUCAUUGAAAUAUAUAAUGAAGAUUUAAUUGACCUCCUUGGAGAAGGAGUGGGCGAUUCCAGGCCACAUGUCACAAUCCGUGAGGACUCAAGAGGGAAUAUUUAUUGGAAUGGAUUGCAAGAAAUGAGAGUUAAUAGCGUGGAAGAAGUAAUGGGGUAUCUAAUAAAAGGCUCGCAAAACCGACAAGUUGGUGCCACCGAUAUGAACUCCCAGUCCUCGAGGUCACAUGCGAUUUUCUCGGUGACGAUGUCACAUCAGAAAUUUGUUAACGGAGGGGCAUCGUCUCCACCCCCUUCGAGAUCCCAAAGUCAGAUAAAUUUGGCCGGUAGUGAGAGGUUAAAACGCACUGCCGCUAGCGGGGACAGAGCAAAGGAAGGAAUAUCUAUUAAUUCGGGCCUGCUUGCACUGGGUAAUGUCAUUUCCAUUUUGGGAGAUCCGAACAAGACGAAACACAAAACACACAUUCCCUAUCGAGACUCAAAACUCACCCGACUAUUGCAAGAUUCCCUCGGAGGAAAUGCAAAGACAUUGAUGAUAGCCUGCGUUUCCCCUGUCGAACUCAAUUUGAGUGAAACUCUUAACACACUCAAGUAUGCGCAAAGAGCCCGUAACAUAAAAAAUUCGGCCACAGUAAACCAAGAGGAAACAUCGUGGAAUGACGUUGGACAUCUACAGAAUCUAGUGCUAAAACUUCGAGGAGAGGUGUCGUCGUUGAAGGUAGCCCUCGCUGCGUCCGAAGCAAGUACCGCAGGUAACAAUGUAGGGGAUAACAAGUCCAAUGAUAAAACCUCUCCACCCGCUACCAAUGGAACGGUGCCAUCUGCGGUUAAUGUACAAACAACGCAAAGUUUACUGAGACCCCCGACGUCCGGAACAAAAAUCCCAGGAUCAGGAAUUUCGGGAAGAAAGACCCCAACUCCCACGGCUUCCGGAAUUCCGGGAAGAAAGACUCCAACUCCUACGGCUUCCGGAAUUCCGGGAAGAAAUACCCCAACUCUCGCAGCUUCCGGAAAGCCUGCACCAUCCCUUGCACUCACCAGAAGUGUCUCGACAUCGGGUAUACCCGGAAAGGUUACACCAACUUCAGGAAUUCCGGGCAGAACCACUCCGACAUUAGGUUCGGGGCGAGAGGCGACAAGCAUGUUAAGACGCUCGUCGAAUAACAUCAGUUUCGAUGAGACACAAGAGACCCGAGAUCACCUGGAAACCAUAGAACAUCAAUUCUUGCAACUUCAGAAAUCCUACGCAGAACUUUCGGCGAAAUACGGAAAAGUGUCGGCAGAACUCGCGAAGCAUCAGGAUAAUAACGAAAAUACAGAAAAAAACUUCAUAUCGUUGGCCGAGCCGAUUAUCGAGGAAUAUGAGAAAUCCAUUUCAACACUGGAGAGCAACCUUGCCGCAACUCAGGCUGCCUUAACACACGCCGAGCUAAUGUUGGAGGGGCAUCAAGAGAAAUUGGCGAAAUCUCAAAAGACCACCAAUUUAUACAAGGAGAUCGAAAGUAGUUUGCGAAAUGAAAUCGAAAAAUUAAAGUCAAAAUUGGAAGAACGUGAAGCUCAAGCCAAGUUGGUAGAAAAACGUGAUGCGCAACUGGAUGAGCUGAAGAUAAAGCAUCAGAGGUCACUCGAUCAAAUACAAGAACUCCAGUCUAAACUAAUGGAUGUCAAUCAGCAGGUCUCUGAUCUCGGCUCAAAACUGUCCAAUUUACAAGACAAUCAUGACAAGAAGCUAGCGAAUCUUGCGGAUUCCGAAUCGAAAUAUCAAGCAAGCCUUCGAUUGAUUCACGAUCUUCAGAUUCAACUCGACGAAACCCAACAGAAACAUUCGAGAAUGAUUGAAGAUUUGCACUCGACGUCUUCAACACCAAUGACGCCAUGGACGCCGAUGUCCUCACAUCCUGAAUCACGAAGUGAUGGAUCAUCGCCACCAAAGCCCGCAGAGCCUUCUGCAACAUCAAGACCUCUGUUGCAUCGCAAAGCAAAAUCAAUGUCGUCAGUCGAGAUUAGAGGCGACUCAUCAUCACACGCAGCCAUAAUAGAAAAACUUCAGUUUGAACUUGAAUUGUUCGAGUCUUUCCACAAAGACAAAUCACAAAGCUUGGAUGCGGUCAAACGAGAAUUAAAUAAAUUGGAACAGCAUCAUCAGGAGACAUUAGAGGUGGUUAGCGAACUUCGCGGAGAGAUUGAGAGACGUGAUGCGUUGGCAUUGUUACAGGUUAACUCGGUGAUGAAUAAUUUCGAGAAUGGAAUCCACUCUCCAUCGGGUAGUCGAGUCAACGAACUGGAGAUAGUCAAUCGCCUCAGGAAAGAUGUGGACCAAUUAAAAGAGAGACAAAGACAAAUAAUGCAAAAUAUUUUUGAACGAGAGAAAGAGGACAAGCUCAAGUCUGAAGAAGCUCGGAGACUACAAUUGAGUAUAUUCCAACUUCGAGAAGAAUUGAUUGUUGCGGUCGAAGAACAAAAGCACGCAAGCGACACCGAAAAAGCGUCAUCGAUGGUCGUUGAAUUGCUAUCAAAGAUCAAAGAAUUAGAGGAGAAACUGGCAGCAACACGAGUCGAUAGCCAACUUACUCUCAUCGCAGAAGACUUUUUAGUUGGCACCAGUGAUCCCCGUAGCGUGGAGACGAUCGAACUUCGCGAGAAAGUUGAGAAAAUUCAAGCUGAUAUACAGGCGAAGAGUCAAACUAUCGCCAUCCUCCUGCUUUCAGAAGGAUUGCAAGGGGUCGGGGCUUAUCGCCUUACUAGUAACGAUAAGAUCGCAAACAUGAAGGUAACCAACGAAAGUCCAAUAAACACUGUCGAUGGUGAUUUCCUCGGGGAAAUGCCCUCUGACAAGUUGGAACAAAACAAUAUCGACGAGAGAGUCACUGCAAAAGAUACAUUUGACAUUAUCCAACUAAAACUUUCAUCUUUGCAAAAAGAGUUGAGCAACGAGUCUGACAGCAACAAUAUCUCGCAGGAUGUUGUUGAUAAUAAAGAAGAAUCCAAGGAAGGCUUGGUGUCACUUUUACAAUCUUACUUUGAAACAUUAAAAUCCGAUAUCAAGCGAAAGAAUGAGCUUAUCGAAAGCUUAAAGCUUGAUUUAAUCGACAAAGGAAUGAUACAACGAAGACUCUGGGAGUGUGAGGCGGAACUUUUAGUACUUUCGCAGAGGUUUAUUAUAAUCGAAAGACAUGAGCGAGAACUGCAGAAUCAAAAUUCUCGAGCAGAGGGUAUCGACAAAUUAAAGGCAUCAAGGAGCGAAUACAAUAAUAGUAUGGGAAAAGAAGUAUUUAUCCUUGAACGACUUCGAACCUUGGAUUCCGAGGAAUCAAGAAUACAAAAAGAUCUGGAGUGUAUUAUUACACAGGAAUUAUUGGGGUGUGAUCAGUCAAAUUUGGCUAGAAAAUCGGAGAGUGCUGAAGAGAAGUUGGAACGAUCGUCAGAAGACGAGCACAACAAGAAAUCAGCUGCAGAACAGUUAAGAUCUCAACUUAAUGACAUCAAGGAAACCAAGAAGACAAUUAUUCACGAGUGGGAAAGCAUGGAGUCAAAUUUCCGUGCUCAAGCGAAGCUUGUCAUCACUCUCGAGGAUGAAAUACAAAUGUUGAUGGACGAACUAAAAAUGACUAAACAAAGUCGCUCGGAGAUCUUGAAAAAAUCCAAAGCGCUUGAAGAUCAACUGGCAAAAGUUGAAAAAGAACGUGAAGGAUGUGUAAGGCGCGUUAAUGAUUUACAACAGACAAUUGAGGGCCGCGAGGUAGAACAGAAAGAUCUGGUCUCAUCAUUCGAGCGCAGAAUAUCUGACCUCGACACCCAAAUUCAUGACCUCAAGACGGCACUGAAGAAGACCAGCGAUGCCUUAACCGAAAAAGAGCAAUCAUUGUCCAUCAAGGACUCUCUUCUUAAAGAACUGCAAUCCAGCAUCCAACGAGUCGAAGAUGAACUGAAGACCGUUGAAUUGGCGAAGUCUGCCGAAAGCGAGCGUGCGAGAAAAUUCCAAUCCAACAUUGUCUCUCUUGAAUCGAAAAUCGUGGAUCUUGAGACAAAACUCCAUGAGAGUCCUUCUCCUGAGGACUUGGAGGCGAUGCGGCAAUCAGCCGCAAAGAAUCUUGCGCUCGUCAAAGAAAUGGAAAUAAAAUUAGAGGAGACCGACGGUCAAAAUGCGACCGAGAGAGCAACAAUUCUUGAAACGGUUUCCAGGUUGACGAUCGAACUAGAGGAAAAGAGGGUUACAGAAGACGAUCGAAAACAAUUGAUAAAAGAAUUAGAGGGAGUCUUGCACGAACGGGAGGAAAAAUUGAAGGAGAUCAAUAAAAAGUUUGAGCAAGCGAAAGAAUUGGAAUAUAGACAGACCGAGAAAGUUCAAGCGUUGGAAAUUCAACUUCAAGAUCUUCAGAGAAGUAGAGACGAGGAAUUGGUAAAACUUGAAGAAGCCAAUGCUGAGAUGGAAAACCUUAAAGAACAGUACCUGUGUUUACAAAAUGAUACUAGAAUUGCCGCCCAAAAUUCGGAAAACCUCGAAAAAAUCAUGUCCAACGAUCUUAGAACACAGCUCGGUCAGUGCCAAGAAAUGAUCGGCGAAUUGAAAAGUAAAAUAAUUCAAUUGGAGAAUGAAAAGGAAAAACAAUGUAAGAUCAAGUCAGAAAUGGAAGAGCGAUACAGGAACCUUCAACAAGAACAUACAUUGGUAAAAGAAGAUUUCGCCGAAACGGUCGGAAGGCUUGAGGAACUCGAGUUGCUCUCUCACGAACAAAAGAGAAGACUAAUGGAAUUGGAGACUUUACUCGAAGAGGCGAUCGAGAAACAGGAAGGUUAUUCCAGAGAUGUGGAAGAAGAGAAGAAAGAAAAAUUGAGCAUAAUGGCAUCAUUGGAAAAGUCGCUUUCAGAAAAUCAAAAAUUACUUGGAGAAUCGGAGCAGCAACUGCAAAAGAUGAAACAAGAAAACAUGGAACUGGAAAGACAGGUGUCUGCCUUGAAGGUCCAAUUGGAUGAAAUAACCGAACAGUAUGAACAAGCCAAGUUAUCGGUGCAGGAAGAAAAGAAAACCAAUGAACAGGAGAGAAAGGCCAAGGAUGUAGCAUUGAAUGAACUGGAAACUCAAUUAAAAGCAUUUCAAUGCGUGUAA
Acaulospora colombiana is the source of this 5513-nucleotide messenger RNA. NCBI's taxonomy places the organism in Eukaryota, Fungi, Glomeromycota, Glomeromycetes, Diversisporales, Acaulosporaceae. The record is from the annotation of a GenBank genome assembly.